AUGGCGGACGGCAUCACCCAAAGUACUGCCAAGCUUCAGCUUGAUGAGGAAACCGGAGAGAUGGUCUCUAAGGGCGAAUUGAAGAAGCGGAUGCAGAAGAGGGCCAAGAAGGCAGCAGCAGCAGCAGCCGCAGCAGCUCGCGCCAGUACGGCUUUAACGUCUACCGGCGCCGGUGCCGGUGAAGAGCAACCAUCUAGGAAGCAGCAAGCCAAGGCCGAUUCAUCCCAGCUUGAUCCUGACGCCAUGUUCAAACAAGGCUUUCUUGCCGAGGUCUUCAGACUCCGGCCGUCUGAGCAGGUGCUAACCCGCUUUCCACCAGAGCCCAAUGGAUUCCUGCACCUGGGGCAUGCAAAGGCCAUUGCUGUUAAUUUUGGCUUUGCCAAGUAUCAUGGCGGCAAGACGGUUGGUACUGGAACCCCAUCCGUAGAUUGUGCUCUUGCUGACAUGCGGCAAAGAUUUGAUGAUACGAACCCUGACAAGGAGAAAGAAGAAUACUUUCUGGCUAUCGAAGAGACGAUCCGCUGGCUAGGCUUUGAACCAUGUGCCAUUACCUACUCCAGCGACAACUUUCAGAAGCUCUACGAUUAUGCCGAGGCAUUGAUUCGUUUGUCAAAGGCUUAUGUCUGCCACUGCCAAGAGGCCGACAUCAAGCUCCAGAGAGGUGGUCAAGACGGCAAAGAGGGGCCGAGAUACCGCUGUGCUCAUGCAGACCAAGACGUUGACACCAACCUGCACAAGUUCAGAGAUAUGCGUGACGGGAAAUACGCGCCCCAGACGGCAUUUCUCCGGAUGAAGCAGGAUAUCGAGAGCGGAAAUCCGCAGAUGUGGGAUCUCGCGGCGUACCGUAUACCCAAGGAUAGGCUACCACACUAUCGCACCAAGGAUGAGUGGUGUAUCUACCCGACUUAUGACUUUGCCCACUGCCUUUGCGACAGUAUUGAGGGCAUAACACACAGUCUCUGUACAACUGAGUUCGUUCUCUCUCGCGAGAGUUACGAGUGGCUCAAUAAAAGCUUGGGUGUCUAUGAGCCCAUGCAGCGCGAGUACGGUAAGCACUUCAACCCGAUCCGUAAUACUGCCAGUAGUGCUUCUUAUAGUGGUUCUAACCUCCAAGGUCGUCUAAAUAUCAACGGUACUAUUAUGAGUAAGCGAGGCCUCAACCGCCUUGUAGAGGAGCAAGUAGUUCGCGGCUGGGAUGAUCCUCGCCUGUACACGCUCUCUGCCCUCCGCCGAAGAGGUGUCCCACACGGUGCCAUCCUGGCGUUUAUCAACGAGCUAGGAGUUACUACGGCCAAUACCGUGAUUCAGAUUCCACGCUUCGAACAAACUGUUCGAAGAUACCUUGAGACUACGGUUCCGCGACUCAUGCUUGUCCUGGAUCCCGUUCCACUGGUGAUUGACAACCUAGACGAGCUCGAAGCCCAAGAGGUGGACCUGCCCUUCUCUCCGAAGGAUCCGACUAUGGGGAUUCACAAGCUGCCUAUUACCAGGACGGUGUACAUCGACCAGUCGGACUUUCGAGAGGUGGAUUCUCCGGACUACUUUCGCCUGGCCCCUGGGAAGACGGUUGGACUGCUCCAGAUCCCGUAUCCUGUCAAGGCCACGACCUUUUCCAAGGACGCAACGACGGGGAGGGUUACCGAGAUCCGGGCUCGGCUGGACAAGGAAAGCAAGAAGCCUAAAACCCACAUUCAAUGGGUGCCUGAAGGCUCACGCCAGGUCGAAGUCCGGCUUCACUCACCUUUAUUCAAAUCAGACGACCCUGCGGCUGUUGAAGGUGGCUUUAUGAACGACAUAGAUACCGACAGCGAGACGGUGUACCCGUUGGCUCUGGUCGAGGCGGGAUUCGAGACAGUGCGGAAGCGAGCACCUUGGCCCGCGGCUGCCGGUGAGAAGGCGGAAGAGAGCUUGGGUCCCGAAAGCGUCCGGUUUCAGGGCAUGAGAGUUGCAUAUUUUUGGUCGCUUAUCACAUUUGGCCAGGCUGUGGAUUCGGAAAGCACAGCAGACCGCGUCAUCCUGAACCGCAUUGUCUCACUGAAGGAAGAUACCACCAAGAAGAAAGUAAACCAGGUUGCAUAA
Messenger RNA from Thyridium curvatum, 2079 nucleotides. RefSeq lists its product as uncharacterized. The transcript has 4 exons. Gene Ontology annotation, cellular component: cytosol; cytoplasm. The coding region runs from base 1 to 2079 and encodes 692 amino acids. NCBI's taxonomy places the organism in Eukaryota, Fungi, Ascomycota, Sordariomycetes, Thyridiales, Thyridiaceae. Gene Ontology annotation, biological process: glutaminyl-tRNA aminoacylation; translation. The record is from RefSeq and is a predicted model, not a curated record. Gene Ontology annotation, molecular function: ATP binding; glutamine-tRNA ligase activity.